CAAUGGCCAAGCAUCUCCUCUACCUUGCCUUUGGCUUGUCGGCCGUAUUUGCCCAAUCGACAUCUCUCGACUAUUGCCAGGCUCUGGUCGAUGUCAUGUCGCUGUGCGAGGCAGAAACCAGUGACUUUACCCUGCUCCCCGCGACCUCGCAGGCGUCUUGCCUCUGCACUACCCAAAUCUCCACGUUGACCUGGGGUCCACAGGAGUUCGACGAUCUGGCCUCCUUAUGUGCAUCACAGUAUGCCACUAUCGACACCGAAAUUGCCAGCGAUGCCAGUGCGCUGGAAGGCUUCUGCACGAUGUUCGCAGCCGAUGCACAAAUCACUUCUUCUCCUCCAGCCGCAUCAGCGACAACUUCGGCCACCCCUGGGAAUAUCAUCCAAGGAAAUUCGCUCACGGACUCUGGACCCUCCACCCAGGCAGGCACAACGCAAACCCCUGCUGCAGAGACUCCUUCCACAACUCCAGCCCCUUCCGCGUCUUAUUCUGUUGUCACCGUCGGCGGAUCGACCCCGAGCGCAAAUCCCAAUUCGAACCCCGCAGCAAGAGUCGACCAUAAAGGGAGCGAAAAGCUGACUGGGGGGCUGGUGGUUGGUCUCUUGAGUUAUCUGGGGUAUUUACUUGUUUGA
Cladophialophora immunda is the source of this 629-nucleotide messenger RNA. RefSeq lists its product as uncharacterized. The transcript has 2 exons. The annotation marks the transcript as partial. NCBI's taxonomy places the organism in Eukaryota, Fungi, Ascomycota, Eurotiomycetes, Chaetothyriales, Herpotrichiellaceae. The record is from RefSeq and is a predicted model, not a curated record.